Molecule: messenger RNA, 275 nt
Organism: Drosophila persimilis
Lineage: Eukaryota; Metazoa; Arthropoda; Insecta; Diptera; Drosophilidae
Product: DNA repair protein SWI5 homolog
Exons: 1
Coding region: 34-252 (72 amino acids)
Source: RefSeq, a predicted model, not a curated record
GGGGCCAAGACUCGCAACUUGAAGGCAAGCAUUAUGAAAAGUUCGAAAGGAAAAGCCCGUCGAAAGGCCAAAAAGCAAAUUAAUCGCCCGGACAGUACAAAAGUGGCUCAGCUAAAGCACAUUAUGAAACUAAUGCACGAAUACAACAACCUGAAGGAUGCGACCCAGCUAGUAAUUGGAGCCUUGGCAGCAAUGAAGAACGUUUCCAUCAGAUCCACACAUGAAAUGUACGAUUUGCCAAACAAUGAAUGAAAAAUAAAUUGUUUUCGGGUUUA